This is a messenger RNA of Notolabrus celidotus (New Zealand spotty), 1928 nucleotides long. RefSeq names its product metaxin 2 (gene mtx2). Gene Ontology annotation, cellular component: SAM complex. Bases 126 to 905 code for a protein of 259 amino acids. Gene Ontology annotation, biological process: mitochondrion organization. The record is from RefSeq and is a predicted model, not a curated record. Lineage: Eukaryota; Metazoa; Chordata; Actinopteri; Labriformes; Labridae. The transcript is spliced from 10 exons.
AAUUGCGGACGGACCGGUCGAUGACUGCAGAACAAGCGCUUGCCCUUUUAACUUGUAUGCAGAGGAAUUGCCCUCGUUUCACAAAAUAUUCAUCGUUUAGCGAUUAGGAUUUUAAAAGCAUCAUAAUGUCUCUUGCGGCAGAGGCUUUUGUGUCGCAGAUGGCAGCUGCUGAACCUUGGCCUGAAACUGCAACCUUGUACCAGCCACUGAAGGAGGAUCAGAUCCUGCUCUCAGACUGUGCCUCAUCUCUUGCUGUUCAGGCCUACCUCAGGAUGUGCGGUCUACCUGUACAGGUGGUUUGCAGAGCUAAUGCUGAAUACAUGUCACCUUCUGGUAAGAUUCCCUUCAUCCAUGUAGGUAACCAGGUUGUGUCAGAACUGGGACCAAUUGUGCAAUUCACCAAAGCUAAGGGUCAUUCUUUGAGCGAUGGCUUAGAUGAUGUUCAACGAGCUGAGAUGAAAGCGUACAUGGAGCUAGUCAACAACAUGCUGCUAACUGCAGAGUUGUACAUCCAGUGGUGUGAUGAUGCUACAGCUGCUGAGAUCACCCGUCCCAGGUACAGCAGUCCGUACUCGUGGCCUCUCUGUAACAUCCUGUCCUAUCAGAAGCAGUGGGAGGUCCGCAGGAAGAUGAAUGCUGUCGGCUGGGGAGGGAAAUCUCUGGAGCAGGUUCUUGAGGAUGUGAGUCAGUGCUGCCAGGCUCUCUCUCAGAGGCUAGGAACCCAACCAUACUUCUUUAAUAAACAGCCUACAGAGCUGGACGCGUUGGUGUUUGGUCACCUCUUCACCAUCCUGACUACCAGACUGACCAGCACUGAGCUGGCAGAAAGGAUCAAGAGCUACAGUAACCUGCUGUCCUUCUGCAGACGUAUUGAACAGACCUACUUUGAAGACAAGAGCUCGUGAAGGACAAAAAGAAGACAAAACAAGUUCUCCUCCUCUGUAUUUUCUCAUCCUGUACAUUCUGCCCGUCCUACUCUCAUUCCCUCUCUGUAGUUCUGAGAAGCUAAAAACAGCUUAUAUUCCCCAUGCCUGUCCCUUUGUGAUUCUUGCUGUCCUUCACCUCCUUUUUGCUUUGUAUGUGUGUUUUGUUGCAUGCAGCUGAUAGGAGUCAAAUGGGGCAAGUUUUUUUUUUUAGAAUUUAGAUGUGCGUAUUGCACAUAGAUAAUUACAGCAGGGCUGAAGUUCUGUACUGUAAUUCCAGUCAUUACUGGCAUCAAAGUAGGCUAAAUUCACAGUAAAGAUCAUUCUUAAGAAUGCUGAGAAAUGCUUUUACUUAGCGGAACAUAGAAUCAACGUUUUCUAAGAACACAAACCACAUGUGCUGGUAGGUCUGAUCUGCUGACUUGUUUUAUUGAACUGGCAGCCAUCAAAUGAGUUCUCAUUAGACCAUGGAGCCUUUUUCUUUCUAGCAUUAUGGGAAUUAAAUGAAAAUAUAGGUUCUAGUAAUGCCACUCUUCAUUGAUGAACUGAUUCAUUUCAGCAGAGUGGAUGAUUUCCAAAACAGAUGGCACAGGCUUGUUUAUGUACUCUUGUGUCUCUGUUAUUUGUAUAUGCUACACAGGACUACUGUUUACUCUGACUUGCAUCAUGGUGCAUUUAAAAACUCUCAGACUCUCAGAGAGGUUGGGAAUGGAUUUAUCUGCUAUGUGACAAGGCUGCCUUUCAAAAGGCACGACUCCACUUGAGCUAGGUUUGAAGUGAAAUGGCUCGCUUUUAUUUCUCCUUUUUUUUUCCUUUCAGGAACUCCAUGAUAUUGUAAGAAAUCUGUGGUAGUGUUAAACUACAAUUGCUUUUCAUCUGUACAAAAACCACCAUCACAUGAACAUAAUGACAAUUAAGAGGAUGUGACUUAUUCUUAGUUUUUCCACUGUCUUUUUUUCUUUGUGUGAAUUAAAAGUGCCUACAAAUUAAAGUCAUCAAAUUCAA